AUAAGAUGAAUCAAAUACUGUGGAUGGAUUGAUUUAAAAUUUUCAUUAGAAAUCAAAAAACUCUUGAGGAGGGGGGAAAUAGUUCAAUAUAUAAGUACAUACACUUUUCAUUGUUUAUGUACUAAAUUCUUUGAGAAACAUGAGAGCUUUCCUCUCCUUACCUCAUCAUCCUUCUCUUUCUUCAUCGCCCACCAUCAUCAGGCGAAAAAGAAACCCCCCCACCUUUUCACUUCAAAAAUAUCUCAUCAUCUUUUAGUCAUUUUCAUCUUGAUUCUCUUUCUAAACAUGGGCAGAGAUUGGAAACACUGGGGAGGAGGAAGGAGUAAUAAUAAUAAUAACAACAAUGGAUCAAGAACAACAACCACCACCACCACCAGAUCAAAGAAGCCAAAACCCCACAUUCACACGACACAAGGCGCCAGCACUGGCUGUAUCAACGCAAUCUUUCAAUUCUUUGAUUUCCACCAAUUUCAUUCUACUCCCAAUCCUAUCUGGAAGACAGUUCCCUCUUUUAAUCACCUUCCAGAAGAACUAGAACAUGCAUCCACAAUCCUCAGAGGAGCAGAAGCACCAAGAAACAGCUUGGAGAUGGACCCGCCACCGCCACCGCCGCCACCGCCGCCCACCGAAUCCUUAUCUAACUCAUCAUCGGUCAUCCAAAAUCCUGAUCUUUCUUUAAAUGUUAAUCCUAUGCGUAUUCGAACACAAAGAAGAAGUGAAGAUUUGUCAUCAGAAAUCAGCAUCUCCCCUUCAGCCAAAACCCCAAAUCUUGUAGCUAGACUUAUGGGUCUUGAUCUUCUACCUGAAACCAGCCCUCGUUCUUCUUCUUCAUCAUCUAUUGCCACAAACUCUUCUUCCUUAAAAUCCCGCCAUCAUCAUCUCAAUUCAGCUCCCAAAGAUUCUAAGAUCCCAACACAUGUACGAGCAAAACACGGAAAGUUCAUCUUGGACACCGAUUUCAUGGGCUCUCGGUCCUUACCGGCUACACCCAGAGUAUCGUCGGAGAGGAGGUCGACGGACGUUGAUUUUCACCGGCUGUCACUUCAGAGCAGCAGAGAAAAUACCAGUGGACCAAUGGAGGAUUUAACGGAGUUGUCGAGGAAGAGUACUGGGAGAAGAGACUUAAGAGUGCUGGAAGAGGAAGAGAACAUAAGCCCAGAACUCUACACUAGACAGAUCGUCCAACAGUUGAAGGACAAUAUUAUUACCAGGAAUGUUGCUUCAGACAUAACCAAUACCGUUAGGAACAACAACAACAGCAGCAGCAACAACGAAAGAAAAACUGAAUUUAUCGUCGUUUUGAGAUCUACGAGACCGGAGUCCAUAUGGGAUGAUUCCGCCAAUACCGUUAGGAACAACAACAACAACAACAGACAGUCUGAUCAAGUCGUCCUUUUGAAAUCUAAGAAACCGAAGUCCAGAGGGGAUGAUUCCGCCAAUACCGUUAGGAACAACAACAACAGACAGUCUGAUCAAAACGUCCUUUUGAAAUCUAAGAAACCGGAGUCCAGAGGGGAUGAUUCCGCGUCUUCUUCUAAUUGCUCGCCAAGGCUACGGUUCUUGGAACCUAAGAACAGAGGAGGAGCAAACUCACCACUCUCUCAAACUUCGAAAUCGUCCACACAAACACCCGAAACAGUGUCAGAUGUCGGAACUACGCUGAGAAAUCAGUCGUCGUCAGUUCUCAAAGAAGAAAAGAAACGAGAAAAGGGGAAAGAGAUAAGACGCGACCAGCGACUCUGUCUCAGCAGUCAAUUGAAUAGAUCGCAAGCAUCAACAUCACAAGCAUCAUCAUCCUCUAAUCCCAUUCCCAUCAAGAACAACAAGAAGGAAGAGACCUUCUUUCGGUCCAAAUUAGGAAGAAAGAAAGAGAAAUCCAAGAAAACUCCAUUAUCAAGCGAUCUUCUUAGCAACACCAACCUCUUUCAUGUCAAGAAAGACCCACCAUCUCCAUUAACAAAAUUACCUAAAAAACAGGAAUAUGAUAAUGAUGAGGAAGCCCGCUCCUCGUCUUCGUCGAAGAAUAGGAGCGUGCAAGCCAAAACGUUGACGUUUGGACGCGACGGAAACGGGCCCCGUUCGGUGAUGAACUCUUCCGGAAACAGCGGCAAUGGAUCAUUGGGUUUUAAUGAUUACGUGAGAAUGAUAACUGCGGGGGGAGUACAUGGGUCAGUGGACCCGGCCGUGUUUCAUCUGCUUGAGGAGGAGGUGUCUUCUAGUUUAAAAUUAUUGGACGGCGGAGGCAGCGGGAGUGAAGGUAUUAACAUGAACCUCUUCUGUAACAGAUUACUGAUAUUCGAUUUAGUGAAGGAAUUCGUAGAGAAUGGGCAAUCGUGGAAGGAAGUAGUGGCUGAGACGAUCUUGGAGAAGAUUAAGAAGUUGGAAGCGGCGGAUUGCAAUGUGCUGGAGGAUAUCGAUGGUAUAAUCGAAAGGGAUCUUGGGGAGGAGGAAGGAAGAAUUAUACAAGACCAAGAAAUGGAGCGAGUAGUGGAGCAAAUUCAGAAAGAACUCCUCGAUGAGCUGCUGGAGGAAGAGGAAGAGGAGGAAACCAUAUAAUUUAAUUUAAUUUAAUUAAAUUAAAUUAAAUGUGUGUGUGUGUAUGCCACAUAUUCACACACAUUUAGUAUUAGUUGAGACUUGAGACUUUUGAGACUUGAGACUUGAGACUUUAGAGACUUGAGACUUUUGAGACUUGAGACUUUAGAGACUUGAGACUUUUGAGACUCGAGACUUGAGACUUGAGAAGUUUAUUUUGUUUUUGUUUGUUUUGUUUUGUUUUGUUUGGUUAAAAUGAAAUCCUAAUGAUGUUUCUUAUUGCUUAAUGUACCUGCUAGCUAGAGUCUAGA
Molecule: messenger RNA, 2846 nt
Organism: Impatiens glandulifera
Lineage: Eukaryota; Viridiplantae; Streptophyta; Magnoliopsida; Ericales; Balsaminaceae
Product: myosin-G heavy chain-like
Exons: 3
Coding region: 286-2556 (756 amino acids)
Source: RefSeq, a predicted model, not a curated record